Ruditapes philippinarum (Manila clam) is the source of this 2907-nucleotide messenger RNA. RefSeq lists its product as uncharacterized. The transcript is spliced from 2 exons. The coding region runs from base 430 to 2907 and encodes 825 amino acids. Lineage: Eukaryota; Metazoa; Mollusca; Bivalvia; Venerida; Veneridae. The record is from RefSeq and is a predicted model, not a curated record.
UUGUAAUUGACGUUUUGUUCUUCAUGUGGUAUUUUUAGCAAUACUUGUUGUUAAUUUCUAUAUUCUAUUUGACGAUAACAGUCUAAAGAAAAUACUGAUGUAGGGACAGAUGAUUUUUGGCUGAAUGAAGAUGAAAAAGGUCUCCAAAGAUAUUUACUUGAAUUUUAUAGAGACGGAUUUAUUGAGAUACCAGUUUCUCCACUUUCUACAAGUAACACGAAAAAGGUAGAUGAAUUUUAUGUCCCCUUACAGGCAAAUAUUGUUUGCAAAAAUAAGAAUGAAAACGUGACCAAACUAAUCGAUGUGUUCCAGCAAGACAACAAAUGCUUUCGAAACAUAUAUUUAACUGGAGAAGCAGGAAUAGGCAAAUCAACCUUUUGCAGAAAACUGAUUUCACUUUGGUGCAAUGUUAAACAAAAUCAUGGGAAAAUGUCAGCAAAUUAUUAUCCUAUCUUUUAUUUUGAACCAGAAUCCUCGUCAACGGUCAAUCCUGUUCGGGUAGAUGACGAGCUUGAAGAUGACUAUGAGCUAUUUCUGUACGAUGAAUGUGAAUCAUCAAAUAUGUAUUUUAGAGACGAUAGUGAAGAUUCAAGCACUGAAAAUGAGGAAUAUGCGUUAAACACAUAUUUAAGCGACGAUAGUGAAGAUUCAAGAACUGAAAUUGAGAAAUAUGCGUUAAACACUAAUUUAAGCGACGAUAGUGAAGAUUCAAGCACAGAAACAGAGAAAUAUGCGAUUUCAAAUGAAAGAGAAACCCAGAAUUCCUUUGCAACAGACAUCAAAUGUUCGAAAAACACAGAAACGGAUACCGACAGUGCAGCAAUCAAGAAUUUUGAUUUUCUUUUCUUUAUUUCUCUCCGCGAUACAUUUCAAGAAGUUUCCAUUGAAGAGAUGAUAAUAAAACAGAUUUUCUUUCACAAACCAAAACUUGCUGCAUGUUUCAAUAGAGUCAUUGACAGAAUUCCAGAGAAAUGCCUAGUUAUUCUAGAUGGAUUGGACGAGUGGACACCCCCCAAACCUUUGCCGACACAUCCUACUGUCACUAGGGGUUUGCCUUUAAGCUCUGUUUAUGGAAAAUAUUCAAAAUUAUUAACUACACGAAGAUGGAAGUACGAGAGUCUUAAUCCAAACAUAAAAGAGGGUGAUUCAGAAAUUAGGAUAACUGGCUUAGGAAAAAAAUCAUCAGAGAAACUUAUUGAAAACAUGUUAGUUGAAAGGGAUCAAGUAUUAGAAUUUAAAAUGGCAGUUGGAAUGAGCAACACUAAUGAUUUGCUUUCAACUCCUCUUCUUCUAAAAUUACUGAUUUGCUUAUGGCAAACAAAUUCUAAACUCGAAAGAUCUAAAACGGAUCUGUAUUGUUCUAUUAUCAAUAUAAUGCUUCAUCUGGCUGAAAAAAGGGAAAAAAGGGAUGAAGUGAAAUUGCCAUUUGAAAAUUCAGCGACCAAUUUACCACUAAUGUUGAGAAAAUUUCGUUACAUUGUGGAAAAUAGCAAACUUGUUGGCACGCUUUCGAAAUUCGCAUUCAAGUCACUGUUUCAGGAACCAUAUGGAUCAUCGGUCGUAUUCUCUGCUUUUGAUUUGUCACAGCAAGGUUUGAGUUCAAUUGAAACUCUUCUUUGUCUUCAAACGGGAAUUCUAACACAAAAGUCUAUAUCUAAUCAAUCCUUUUUAAUCCCAAAAGCAUCAUUGUCGUUAAUCCAUAAAAGUUUUCAAGAGUAUUUUGCUGCCGUGUAUGUUUCUAUCGCUGAGGAAGAAAAAUACAAAGAAACAAAGAAAUUAUUUUCAUGCAGAUGCUGCAAAACUAGUAACAUUUUAGAGAUGGCAAAUGUCUUGUUUUUUGUAGCAGAUUUAAGUCAAGAUAUAUUUCAAGACAUACUAAAAUCAAUAGCAAAAUAUUAUGGUGGUAUUACCUUAGACCCCGAAAUGAAUCUAACAAUGCAAUUAAGUGAAAAAGAUUGUGUGCUUACAAACAUUUUCCUAAGAUGUAAACCACAGUCUGUUGUUAUAAAAUCAACAAAUUUCGGUAAAGAAGGAAUAAGGUUCUCAGGUCAAAAUUACCAACUACGACUUGUAGAGCUCAGUUAUGUACGCUUGACAUAUUCAGCUUUCAAAACAUUGCUGGAAAGUAUUCCUGUAUCAGAAAAAGCUGUUGAUGUUAAUCUUGUAUGUAUUAGUUUGAUAGACAAUCAAUUGACAGAAAGAAUUAAAUUGUCUGUUCAUGUACAGAAUGUUUCCAGAUUGAAACUCAAAUACACAAAUCUUACCAAAGUAGAAUUUAUGCUGUCUGAAAAUAUCCGUUUUGUUGAAUUGGCCGAAAUUAAUAUGACUGACAGCGGUUUAAACACAUUGAUUAAAUCUGUUUCAGCAACAAAAAGCGAAGUUGAAAUUAUAAUACAGAAUGUAAUUCUCAAAAAGUCACAAGAUAUCUCUGAUACCUCUAAAUGUCGACUUUUAAACAUAGUAUUCAGCCCUUCAAAAGAUAAUGAAAAUGUGAAAUUGGGAACAAUAAAAAUUUGUAAAUUUUAUAUGUUAAAUGAUAAUAAUCGUAUACCAUCGUCCGAAUUAAGCAUUGAACAUGUUGAUUUUACAAAGGUGUCAUUUUCUUCUAAAGAAUUUGAAUAUAUUGAUUCGGUAAAUGCAAUAUCAAUCGAUUUAGGUAGAUUUAAAAUGUCAAAUCAACAUCAUCAACUUCAAACCAUAGAACUAAAAGAUGUAGGUUUGACACAAACAGGAUUCAAAACAUUGCUAGAAAAUGUUCCUACAUCGAGGAAUGGUGUAAAUGUGACAUUAGUUAGAAUUGCUUGGUUAUAUAUUGGCACCGUUUGUAUUAGGAACGUUAGGGAGUUAAAGAUUGAAUCUACAAAUCUUACUGGAUUAAAAAUUCGAUGCCAGAGUAUUUACUGUUGA